Bufo gargarizans (Asiatic toad) is the source of this 4360-nucleotide messenger RNA. RefSeq names its product cyclase associated actin cytoskeleton regulatory protein 2 (gene CAP2). The transcript is spliced from 13 exons. Gene Ontology annotation, biological process: cell morphogenesis; cytoskeleton organization; regulation of adenylate cyclase activity. Gene Ontology annotation, molecular function: adenylate cyclase binding; actin binding. Gene Ontology annotation, cellular component: cytoplasm. The record is from RefSeq and is a predicted model, not a curated record. Lineage: Eukaryota; Metazoa; Chordata; Amphibia; Anura; Bufonidae. Bases 254 to 1675 code for a protein of 473 amino acids.
CUUUCAGUACGUCCCUCCCCUCCGCCUUCCCUCGCCUGCAGCCUCCAGAACACUUGUCUUUAUUUGGAGCUCCCGGAAACCCCAGCCACCUCUUUCGUUCAUGACUGACACACGGAGAGACUGAGCAGCAGCCUGUGUUUAUGUGUGUGCGCCUCCAUCCCCGUUGCUUCAUCUUCCGUAGACCUGCUCCUUUGAUAGCACCGGGUUUUCAUCGGAUCUGGACCAGGCCGUCACCAGACAGCAGGUAUUCAAGAUGGCAGAGGUGCAUGGAUUAAUGGACAGGUUGGAGAAAGCCGUGAUUCGACUUGAAACAGUCUUGUCUACGUCUUGCUUUUCAAAGUCUACAGGGAAUGAUGUUGUGAAUGGAAUAAAUGGAGGUUCUGCUCCAUAUGUGGAAGCAUUUGAUGCCUUGGUGACUGGGUCCUUGGAACAGUAUCUCAAAAACAGCAAGAUUCUUGGUGGGGAUGUGGAAACUCAUGCUACAUUAGUGGAAAAUGCAUUUAAAGCUGAAAGAGUAUUUUUGGUUUAUGCUUCCCAGCACCAGCAGCCCUCGGAGGCUGAGCUGGCAUUGCUCCUAAAACCCAUAUCAGAAAAGAUUCUUGAAGUACAGACAUUCAGAGAGAAAAACCGAGGAAGUCAAAUGUUCAACCACCUUUCGGCAAUAAGUGAAAGUAUUCCAGCUCUUGGCUGGAUUGCAGUGACACCUGCGCCAGGUCCCUUCGUGAAGGAGAUGGCAGAUGCUGCUGCAUUUUACACAAACAGGGUACUGAAGGACUAUAAAAAUAGUGAUGUGCGCCAUGUUGACUGGGUGAAGUCAUACCUGAGUAUUUGGAAUGAUCUUCAGGCAUACAUCAAGGAGCAUCAUACCACAGGAACUUCUUGGAGUAGUAUGCUAUCAGAAGCUAAACCUAAGGAUGCAACAUCAGCACCGAGUCAUCCUCCGCCACCUCCUCCACCCCCAGGACCUCCUCCCAGUUAUGAUAUUUUUAAUAGUAAACCCAAAGAUGACAUUUCUCAAGACCGAUCUGCAUUGUUUGACCAGCUGAACCAAGGAGAAGAAAUUACAAGAGGGCUAAAACAUGUUUCUGAUGAUCAGAAGACUCAUAAGAACCCUAGGCUUCGCGGCCAAGCACCAGUUCGAUCACCUACCAAAAGUCAUGUUUCAGGCUCCACCUCUAGUAAAUCUGCUACACGGCAGUCCUAUCCCCCUCUUCUUGAGCUGGAAGGAAAGAAAUGGAGAGUGGAGUACCAGGAGGGUGUAAAUGAUUUAGUGAUUUCUGAAACUGAGCUGAAGCAAGUAGCUUACGUUUUCAAGUGCAAGAAAACAACCCUGCAAAUUAAAGGGAAAAUAAAUUCCAUAAUAAUAGACAACUGCACUAAACUUGGCCUAGUGUUUGACGAUGUUGUUGGCAUUGUCGAAGUUAUUAAUUCUAAAGAUGUUCAGAUACAGGUCAUAGGCAAAGUGCCAACCAUUUCCAUUAACAAGACAGAUGGCUGCCAUGUUUACCUGAGUGAAAGUUCAAUAGACUGUGAGAUCGUAAGUGCCAAAUCAUCAGAGAUGAAUAUCCUCGUCCCAAACAAUGGUGAUUAUAAAGAAUUUCCUGUUCCUGAACAGUUCAAGACUUCAUGGGAUGGCUCCAAGCUAGUCACUGAACCUGCAGAAAUGAUGGGCUAAUCGGAUAUAGUAAUUGUGUACAUGCUUCAGCCUCGCCAGAUGGAGAACACCGACUGCGCUCAUGGCAUAUUGCAUGUACCCAUAGAGUAUGCAGAACAAAUAUCACCUUACUGUUCUUGUGGGCAUUUAAUGUGGCAUCAAAUCCUCCAAGAAACAACUUUUAAUAAAUCUGAGAUGUACAAAGUUUUACAAUAUAUCACAGAUCAAUCAUCAGGUAGAGCAUUGAUACUACCUAUUUGGAUUUCUAGAAUCUCGUUGGCAGCACACAUAUAUUUUGGCCCCUAGCAAUGAAAACUGAUCAAAGCAGAUCUGGUGCUGGGAGUAACAUAAUCCAUUGCUUCAAGCAGAAUCCUUCCCUGACUGUAGGGGGCAGCAUUUUAGCAGAUAGACAGACCAUCCUUUACAUUCUCCCCACCACAGAUCCAGAGUGGGGCCUCAAAUAAACUGACAGCUCCAUCUUGAAUACUGAAUUGCUCCUCAGCACAUAUUAAGCAUUUAGCAGUUGCCUGCAAACACAUCACUUAAAGGCUAUGUACACCUUUGGGAGCAAUUUUUUUUUACUCAUUUUGGGCUAAAAAUUCUUUUUUCAAAUCGGUCUUAAUUAAAAAUAUUCAGCCGUUCUGUCACAAAGGGUUAACUGUCUAUGUGUUUGAAUCGUACUUUCAUUUUGUGUCGGCCAUCUAAUAAAUCUUAACUCUAAAUUACUAAAAGGUCUCAAACACUUAUUUAAAGGUGGGUUUACACUAGUUGAGAAGAAGCCGAUUGUUGUGAAGGAAGCAUUCCUUCCCGACAAUUGGCUUCUCGUUCAGUGAAGGAGACCUCUGCAUCUACAUGGAGCUAUCUCCUUCACAAUAUAAAGACAGUGAUCCCUCAUCCCCAUACAGAAUCAUAGUUUCUGGACAGCAGAUCGCUGUUUAGACAGCACGUUCUGCUGCCCAGAAGCAAUAACUGAUGUGCCUGCAGGAACGGCAGGAUGACCCGAUGAACGAACAUUUCACUCAUUCAUCAGGUGAUCGGCAAAGUGUUCAAGGGAACGAUAAUCUGCCUUACAAUGGGGCAUAUAAAUCCAUCUUAAGCCACAUUCCUAUCAAUAAGAUACGAAUUGAGCUAUAAUGAGUGUUUAGAAGGUCAGAGAGCCGAGAUGAGGAGCAGUAAAAGUACAGAGCAGCUACUAGAGAAUCUGAAGGCUGUACAGAGAAAGGGGCUGAAAUUUUUUAAUAAAGACCAAUUAAAAAAAUAAAAUUUUGCUCAAAAAGAGUACAAUGCAACAAUAAAAAAAAUGCCUCCAAAAGGUAUACAUAGCCUUUAAAAUAUCUAUAUAAUUUCUAUAUAGAAGACAGAAAAAAUAAAAGCUUGCAUAUCAUUAAAGAAGUGAUUUUUGGCGCUGCUAUUUUUAAUUCUGUCUACAAUCAGAAACAUAAUAAAACAGGUUAGAAAAAAAGGAACAUCUAUCACUAUCUGGUUUAAAUUAGUAAAAUAAAUAUGGGGGAUACAUUCCCUUUAAUAUUCUAACUUGUAAUACUAUUACACAGGCAAAGGAAAAUGUUUAGAGCACUAUAUUACUUAGUAAUAUCAAACCCUCGUCACUCUUCAGCUCUGUGAGAACUACAAGUCCAGAUGAGAUGUCUAUGUGCUGUCACAAGAAAAGGGAGUAAGCUCCGCAGUCACCUGGGUACAUCACCCAUCACAGCUUAAGGAGGUGUAACCGAUGUCUUGUUGUUCAAGGCUUGCGGCUGUACAGAAUCUCAGUAUUAAUUGUAUAGCAAUAUUACUUAGACAUUGUAAUACACUAUUAGAUUAAGGUAUGUAUAGAGCUGUUAUGUGGUCACUGUAUGUUAGUAGUUGAUCACUGUAUGUUGGUAUUUACUUAGGGGUUGUGUAGCACUGUUACUUAAGCACUGUAUUGUAUCCUAUUCUUGCAGUAUGUGGUGCUAGAGGCACUGUAUAGCAUUGCUCUUUAGGCAACUGGAUAGAAGUGCUAUUUGGCCAAAGUAGGGCACUAUUAUUUAGGCAUCAUACAAUAUGAUGCUGUUAAUUAGGUAUUGUAUGCUAUGGUUAUUUGUACACUGUAUGACAGUACACUAUCGCACCAACAGAAAGUACAGGACAGGGCACCACUCAGUAUCAGGCCGUCCUGGCUGCCACAUAUGCCCACUACCACAUUUGGUAUGUAUGCUGGUCCAUUGGGGUGUUGGUUUGGGAGCACUGUUAUAGGGGUUUGUCAUUGUCUCCAGACUUAUAGGGGUUAUGCAACAAUUAAUAUGAUGAUCUCAAUCAGGGCAAUCUCUUUCUAACAAAGCCCUGUACCUCACAUGGAUCCAGAAAUGUCCCCAUUCAUUGGGCCAAUUGCUCUGAUAGAUUGUCUUCAGGCUGGCAGCUCAGGGGGUGUUUUCUUUCUGAUGCAGCCCUCUCUGUAACUGUCACAGUAGAUAUAGCUGGUGGCCGUUGAAGGAUGGAACUGAGCAUGUGCGACCAAUUCAGUAGGCCAACCAGCACAUUACUAUACAGAUUAAACACCUGGGAGCGACAUUACAGUAUAUUAAAGUAAAGAGAAUAUCUCAUAACUGUAGCAUUUUUGUAACAGAAAGUAAAUCACAAAAGUAACAGGUUUUUCACACUGAAUUAUACACUGAAAGAAAAUAUAAACACAACACUUUCGGUUUUGCUCCCAUUUUGCAUGAGCUG